AUGGGCCCCAAAACAAACGUUUUCGUUCCUCUGUAUGUCUACCCAUCGCCUGGUGCAUGGACACCCCUGGAACAAGUCGUGGAGGCUCAUCCAAGCCUCAAUUUCACCAUUGUCAUCAACCCAGGAAAUGGGCCCGGACCCAACGCCCUACCUGACGCCAACUACACUCGAGAAAUCCCUAGGUUGUCAGCUUACGAGAAUGUCCGCUUAGUGGGAUAUGUUGCCACCACAUAUGGCACUAAAAAUGUUUCUCUUGUUCGCAAGGAUAUUGAAACUUAUGCGUCCUGGCCGUGGUCGGGUAACAACUUGAACCUAUCCGUCAGCGGUAUCUUCUUCGACGAAACGCCCCAAGAGUUCAACACGAGCUACCAAGCAUACUACGAGGAACUUACAGCACUAGUGAAGCAAAGUAAGGGGCUUGGGCCGACCAAUUUUGUCGUACACAACCCCGGUGCUGUGCCUGACUCUCGGUACUUGGCGGCGGCGGACUCCACCGUGGUGUUCGAGGACACCUACGCGAACUUUCUGGAGCGUAAUUACGGCCAUACGUUUACUCAGAUCCCGGAUUCCAACCGAAGUUCACUGUGCACAAUUAUUCACUCCGUCCCUGAGGACGUUCAAGGAACUAAGCUCAAGAGCCUUGUUCGAACUGCACGCACUGUGUCGGAUGAGGUCUUUCUCACCCAUCUCGAUACAGGCUAUUAUGCUAGCUUCGGUCCGAAUUGGACAGACUUUAUCAACCUCAUGGAUUCCUUCUAA
Messenger RNA from Talaromyces rugulosus, 759 nucleotides. RefSeq lists its product as uncharacterized. NCBI's taxonomy places the organism in Eukaryota, Fungi, Ascomycota, Eurotiomycetes, Eurotiales, Trichocomaceae. The record is from RefSeq and is a predicted model, not a curated record. The transcript is spliced from 3 exons. The coding region runs from base 1 to 759 and encodes 252 amino acids.